AUGACGACCCCAAGAGCAGGCUCUCUUCUCAAGCUCCGAACUAGUCGAAACUAUAAACAUGUUCAUUCUCGUACCAAGUUAUGCCCGUACUGCCCAGCCAGAUUUUCUCGUGCUUCUCUUCUGAACCGACACAUGCGCAUCCACGCCGAUAUACCGCUACAUUGCUGUGAUACUUGCGAAGCACAAUUCACUUCCGAUUCCGUUCUCAGGCGUCACCAACGGCGCUGUAGCAUACUUUACAAUCACUCUCGUCGUGAUGCCUGUGUCUCUUGCGUGGAAUUAAAAAUCAAGUGCGAUCGCCUGGAGCCUUGCUUCAAGUGCAAGGCACGCAAUAUACCCUGUGUCAAGCCAAAUCGAAGUGUCAGUGGACACUGGCAAGAUGUGGCAUCAUCCCUAAGCGUUGGUUCAUGUCCGUCCCCUCCAGCUUCGCUUUCUCCGUUCAGUGAUUGCCCCGUCAUUGCGUGCGAUACUCCCAGUUGUGGUCAAGGAGCUGUUCCUUCUGUCUUUUUUGAAACGAGCGCUUUUUCUGAGAAUCCCUCUUCCGAACCAACAAGUUUGAAUGGGGUCAGCAACACUGAUGUUCGACAUGAUGCCAUGCCUGUCAUAGCUUCUGCUUCUGCUAGUGACAUGCUUGAGUCUCUCUUCAGUGGCGUAUUUUCGGCGACAUCUAGCCCCACGGUAUCUGGUGUGGAUGAACACUCGUGGAUAGGAAUGGGAUUAAAGACGGAGAGUGCAGAAUCGGAGUUUCCUCUUGCCUCCAUGGCGCAGGCGCCGGGCUCGAAUUCUUUUGGGGAUCUCGGUCCUUCAUCGUCCUACACGGCGACUGAGUCGCGUUCCAGUCCCUCUGUUUCGGGCAACGAUAUCGAAUCACAGCACUAUCUUGACCUGUUCUUCUCUAGUUUUUCUUCCCAGAUACCGAUCGUCCAUGCAACCACCUUCCGAUCUCAAGUCAAAUCGCCUGUCUUAUUAAGUGCAAUGCAGGCAUGCGGGGCUCUGUAUGUCCGAACGCGAAAGGCAAGCACUUUCAUCACGACCACCUUGGCGUCCGCUCGGGAUGCCCUGAUCCAGGAUUUUGCCAAAAAUCCCACAGAUUCAAUGGAUCAAAUUCAGCUCAUCUUGGCGGUGGUUCUUCUCCAGACCAUUGGGUUGUUUCACCAGCAGCCCGAACAGCGGGUUUCAUCGAGCAUCUACCACGGGAUGCUUGUUAUGAUGAUACGGCGUACUGGUUUGAUCUCAAAAAUCUCCUCAUGGACACCGGGAAAUCUUACUGAAGUCCCCCUGGAGCAUUUGUGGUCCGAGUGGGUGAUGAACGAGAUGACCAAACGCGCAAUCCUGUGGUCGUAUAUGCACGAUUGCUGUCAGGGCAUUUACUUCGCCCUGCCCCCGUCGUACCACGCAAGUGAGCUCACACUCAAUCUACCCUGCGAGGAUUCGCUUUGGCAGGCCGCUAGCCCGACGGAGUGGUUCAUGGCACUACAGGCGGCGUCUCCGUAUGGCUCGAUCCAGUCACGACUGAUCGGGAUAAGUAUCCCCGAUUCUUUGGCAGCUCUGGAAGAAAGUCGCCUCCUUCCCGUUCCUCAUCCUCUCAAUCCCUUCGCGCACUUCAUUCUUAUUCAUGCCAUUCUACGCCGUUUAUUCUCUGCGUGCUUUGAAGGCCGAAAAGUUUCAACCAAUGGGGAUUGCCAACCGGAAGAAAUCAAUCAGGAAAUUCAGCGACUACAGUUUGCGCUUCACAAUUGGUUCCAAAGUCAACUAGUUGCGCCUGAGACACUUGAUGCUUCUCUUCCUGGAGAGGAGCCGCUCUUUAUCCACAACGUUCUGCCCUUUUACUGGCUCGGACAAGUCGCGCUCCUAGCAUAUCAAGAGGGCUUGCCGCCUUUUCAACCCAAUUCACCCGACAACUUAAAGGUGGAACUUAGGUUCAAAUUGGUCAAACAGUGGCUGAAGCAUAUUCGAGCAUUCCUCAAGAGUAACGAUGGGGCGCCCACCCUUUUCUGGGACGAAUUGAUGAAAUUGCGUUUGAAAAGCUGGCAAAUGGAGUUUGAGAGUGAUUUUUCGGAGGACCAGGACGGACUUCUAGGUUUUUUUGCUGAGAGUUAG
Molecule: messenger RNA, 2100 nt
Organism: Laccaria bicolor S238N-H82
Lineage: Eukaryota; Fungi; Basidiomycota; Agaricomycetes; Agaricales; Hydnangiaceae
Exons: 9
Coding region: 1-2100 (699 amino acids)
Biological process (GO): regulation of transcription by RNA polymerase II; DNA-templated transcription
Cellular component (GO): chromatin
Molecular function (GO): zinc ion binding; RNA polymerase II cis-regulatory region sequence-specific DNA binding; DNA-binding transcription factor activity, RNA polymerase II-specific
Source: RefSeq, a predicted model, not a curated record